CGUCGGGAGUUUUCCUCAAAGUCAAUAACGAACCUGGCGAAGGCGGCGGCAGGAAUCGAGCCGAGCGCUGGGCCCCGGGCCACUCCGGGUGAAUUCAGUCGGGAAAGAGCAGCCGCCGCUCCUAACUCCCUGGAUGCUGCGGCCGAGCUGCCCGGGCGGGCGCCUCCCUAAAUAGCGGGAGAGCCACUAUCGAUGUAGCCGCCGCCCCGCCUGCAUCUCUCAGAACGCCGCUAGCCUGGAGUCGAAAACCUUCGCAAACCACAACCCAGGUAGACCGUCGCAGCCGUGAAGGACUCACCCCCGGCAGGGGGGACAAGGGAGGAGAGAUCGUGGGCGCCCCCCUGCCCGGAGACCCGCUUCCGUCCCAAACGGCCGGCACCCGCCACCCUCGCUUUUUGCUGCAGGCUGCUUUAAAAUAUUGGAAAGUCAGAAGAAUAAAGGAACUCUAAAAGUAAUACUGCAAAAUAUUCUUUAAUCUGAAGGCUCAGUAGAGCCAUCAUGAGCGAUGUUACAAUUGUGAAAGAAGGCUGGGUUCAGAAAAGAGGGGAAUACAUAAAAAAUUGGAGGCCAAGAUACUUCUUAUUGAAGACAGAUGGCUCCUUCAUAGGAUAUAAGGAGAAGCCGCAAGAUGUGGAUCUACCAUAUCCUCUUAACAACUUUUCAGUAGCAAAAUGCCAACUAAUGAAAACAGAGCGACCAAAACCGAACACAUUUAUUAUUCGAUGUCUUCAGUGGACCACUGUGAUAGAAAGAACAUUUCAUGUAGAUACUCCAGAAGAACGGGAAGAAUGGACAGAAGCCAUCCAAGCAGUAGCAGACAGACUUCAGAGGCAAGAAGAAGAAAGAAUGAAUUGCAGCCCAACAUCCCAGAUUGAUAACAUUGGAGAAGAAGAGAUGGAUGCCUCGACAACCCACCAUAAAAGAAAGACAAUGAAUGAUUUUGAUUACUUAAAACUACUUGGCAAAGGCACUUUUGGCAAAGUUAUUCUGGUCCGGGAGAAGGCAAGUGGGAAAUAUUAUGCUAUGAAAAUUUUAAAAAAGGAAGUUAUUAUUGCAAAGGAUGAAGUGGCUCACACACUUACAGAAAGUAGAGUAUUGAAAAACACUAGACAUCCUUUUCUAACAUCUUUGAAAUAUUCAUUCCAGACCAAGGAUCGAUUAUGUUUUGUGAUGGAAUAUGUCAAUGGAGGAGAGCUGUUUUUCCAUUUGUCGAGAGAGCGGGUAUUCUCUGAGGAUCGCACACGCUUCUAUGGUGCAGAAAUUGUGUCUGCUUUGGACUAUCUGCAUUCUGGAAAGAUUGUAUAUCGUGAUCUCAAGUUAGAAAAUCUAAUGCUGGAUAAAGAUGGACACAUAAAAAUUACAGAUUUUGGACUUUGCAAAGAAGGAAUCACAGAUGCAGCUACUAUGAAAACAUUCUGUGGUACUCCAGAAUAUUUGGCUCCAGAGGUUUUGGAAGACAAUGAUUAUGGUCGUGCAGUGGAUUGGUGGGGCCUUGGAGUUGUUAUGUAUGAAAUGAUGUGUGGCAGAUUGCCAUUCUACAAUCAGGAUCAUGAAAAACUUUUUGAACUCAUUCUGAUGGAAGAUAUAAAAUUUCCUCGAACUCUCUCAUCUGAUGCAAAAUCAUUGCUUUCAGGUCUCUUGAUAAAAGAUCCAAAUAAACGUCUUGGUGGAGGACCAGAUGAUGCUAAAGAAAUUAUGCGACACAGCUUCUUUGUUGGAAUAAAUUGGCAAGAUGUAUAUGAUAAAAAGCUUGUUCCUCCUUUUAAACCACAAGUGACAUCUGAGACCGACACCAGAUACUUUGAUGAAGAGUUUACUGCUCAAACUAUUACAAUAACACCACCUGAAAAAUAUGAUGAAGAUGGCAUGGACUGCAUGGACAAUGAGAGACGACCACAUUUCCCUCAGUUUUCUUAUUCUGCAAGUGGACGGGAAUAACUUCCUGUUUUGUAUUCCUGCUAUAGAGACAUACUCAAUUUAUCACUGAAAAUGAUUCCUGAACAUCACCACCAGUCCUUGUAAUUAUUUAGGAGAGCAGAGCACUUUCAGAAAUCAUUCCAAAUUGACCAAGUUCCUUUUUUGAUUAUCAGCUUAUUUGAAUUAUCUGCAUGAGGUGUUACAUUGGUCUAAGCUGACCUGCAGUUACUGCUGUUUCAGCAUGAAAGUCGUAGCAAAAAGCAAUCCCCAGAUAUUAGAAGGAAAAUUCUCAGUUGUGUGCACAACCAGCUUUUGUUCUCUUGCCUUCUCAGAGCAGAGGUUAAAGGACAUGCUGGUCUGUGAUACAGUCCUUGUUCCCUUUUAAAAGGCAGAUCAAAAUUUUAAAACGUGAUUAAUUUGGAUAUUUUCUCAAGCUGAUUGGAGCUUGACAGAACUAGAAAAUACUACAAGGUGGUUGUGUACAUAUGCAAGUUUUUGGUAGAUAUAUGUCAUCACUUGAAUCAGUUUUAUCUUUAACGCAGAUAAAAACAUUCAGGCAAAGGUCCUAUAAUUGUGUGUGUAUAUGUGUGCACGCACGCACACACAUACACAUACUCACACACAAACACACAAAGAUAGAUAAGAUAUAUGUAUAAUUAUAUAUAAUUAUUUUUUAACUGUUGGAUACUACCCAAGAAGCAAAAAGUCUGGGAUCACCAGUUUCCCACUUAGACUUCCAGAAUCAUGUGCAAUUAUGGAGAAUGGGACAUUUAAAUGGAAGAAAUUAUAACAUGAAAGCAGCAAGUGAUGUUGUUUCAACCUGUUAUGAUUUGUGUCUUGUGCUUUCCGUUUUCUUUGUUGAUAUUCAUCACCCCUGGAGGCUGAAGAACUUAGACAAGCAACAAUAUUGCUUUCCACCAAAAU
Messenger RNA from Notechis scutatus (mainland tiger snake), 2841 nucleotides. RefSeq names its product AKT serine/threonine kinase 3 (gene AKT3). Gene Ontology annotation, molecular function: protein serine/threonine kinase activity; ATP binding. NCBI's taxonomy places the organism in Eukaryota, Metazoa, Chordata, Lepidosauria, Squamata, Elapidae. Gene Ontology annotation, biological process: protein phosphorylation. The record is from RefSeq and is a predicted model, not a curated record.